GGCGGGUAUAGUGAAGCCGUAGUUGAGAGUUAGCACGCUAACUAAUCGUGAGAGUGGAAGUGGGGCUAACGUAAAAGGGAAACAUAACUGUCAAAAGAGCAAGGAGAGUAAAGGGUUUCACUCGGCUCAGAGCACUGCUAGAUGGCUACAUGAACUGAUUCAGGGUUAGCCAUUAACGACUGAGUUUAUCAGAUACCCGGGGAGCAUUUUUGGAUACUACACCGAUUGUCCCGUUUCCAAACGGAAACGUUUUCUGGACACAGACAGUUGUGCUAGGUAGCCUAGCUGAGUGAUUAACCCAGGAGACUCUUCAUUGUCACCUCAAACUCCUUCCUGAAUGUUUUGUCUGUCAUGAGUCCGGCCGGGUGCUCCCAUGUGAACGGUUAUAAGGUGGAUAAUUGGAAACAAAACCUCCGAGUCAUAUAUCAAUGCUUUGUCUGGAGUGGCACUGCUGAGACCAGGAGACGCAAGGUGCUUCAGAGUGAUGCAGGAUGGACAGAUCUGGCCAAGUCGUGUAUCUGUCACAUGUGUGGCGCCCACCUGAAUCGACUCCACUCUUGUCUGUACUGCAUCUUUUUUGGCUGUUUUACAAAGAAACACAUUCACGAACACGCAAAAAACAAAAGACACAAUCUAGCAAUAGACUUAUUAUAUGGUGGAAUAUACUGUUUUGUGUGUCAAGACUACAUAUACGACAAAGACUUGGAACAGAUUGCCAAAGAGGAACAGAGGAAAGCCUGGAAAUUGCAAGGAAUUGGGGAGAAAUACACAACGUGGGAGCCCACUAAGAGAGAGCUAGAGUUAUUACGACACAAUCCAAAGCGAAGGAAAAUCACUACCAACUGUACCAUAGGUUUACGAGGGCUAAUAAACCUGGGCAACACGUGUUUCAUGAACUGUAUCGUCCAAGCCCUAACUCACACGCCGCUGCUGCGAGACUUUUUUCUCUCUGACAGACACAAGUGCGAGAUGCAAUCAAACUCCUGUCUGGUGUGUGAGAUGUCGCAGCUUUUUCAGGAGUUCUACUCGGGUCACCGUUCACCGCACAUUCCCUUCCGCCUGCUGCACCUGGUUUGGACUCACGCACGGCACCUCGCAGGUUAUGAGCAGCAGGAUGCCCACGAGUUCCUUAUUGCAGCGUUGGAUGUUCUACAUCGGCACUGCAAAGGAGACACAAUAAGAGACGACAACGGGAAGAAGACCAACAAUCCAAAUCACUGUAACUGCAUCAUUGACCAAAUCUUUACUGGGGGCCUACAAUCUGAUGUUACCUGUCAGGUUUGCCAUGGGGUUUCAACAACCAUAGAUCCAUUUUGGGACAUCAGUUUGGAUUUGCCAGGUUCAUCUACGCCUUUUUGGCCUCUGAGCCCCGGAGGGGACAGCGGCACAGUCAACGGCGAGAGCCACCUGUCAGGAUCCACCACACUCACAGACUGCCUACGCAGGUUUACACGGCCUGAGCAUCUUGGAAGCAGUGCCAAAAUCAAGUGUGGGGGUUGCCAUAGUUACCAGGAGUCCACCAAACAGCUGACAAUGAAAAAGCUCCCCAUUGUAGCAUGUUUUCAUCUCAAACGGUUUGAGCAUUCUGCUAAAUUGCGGCGGAAGAUCACUACAUAUGUUUCCUUCCCUUUAGAGCUGGACAUGACACCUUUCAUGGCAUCCAGUAAAGAGAGCAGAAUGAAUGGGCAGUAUCAACAGUCAGUGGACAUAUUGAACAACGACAAUAAGUAUUCCUUGUUUGCUGUGGUCAAUCACCAAGGCACAUUGGAGAGCGGCCACUACACUAGCUUCAUCCGUCAACACAAAGACCAGUGGUUCAAAUGUGACGAUGCCAUUAUCACCAAGGCCAGCAUUAAGGAUGUACUUGAUAGCGAGGGGUAUCUCUUAUUCUACCAUAAACAGUUCCUUGAGUAUGAAUAAAUCCUCUGACCAUUGAUCAGGAAGAACCACUGCUUCAAAGGGGAGAGAGCGAAGAGACAAGGGUGCAGGACGAAACGAAAACACACAAACCUACCUGAAACCUUUUUCAACUACCAGUCUGCUCCUUCACUGAGAGCUAUUUUAAAAAAAAGACAUAAAAUCAUGGAAACUAAUAAAAAAGAAAAGCACUGAGCUACUUCUUGGCAUCUACUUGACAAAACUGAAUGAAAAGGAAUGCUGGUGGAAGAGUCGUCCAUCACCUGUUCAGAUGUGGGCUCAGGGAAGAGGCACCAGACCCCUCAGUCUCUCUGUCCCCUGACCCCCUUUUGCUGCAGGGAUGGAGUGUGAUACUGGGCACACCUGGGAUUUUCUUACAGUAUUCUAAUCUCCAUGCCCCCUCCCCUUCCAUUUCUCUCCCAUGGUGCUCUCAUUUCAACUGACCAAGCAUUUAAACCUGCUCAUAAUGAGGAUCAUAUGCAUAUAGGACUAAAUGCAAACAAAAAAAAUAAGCCCUAACACAGACCAGUGUAUUGCAACUUCUGCUAGGACCCUUUUGAAGGUUUGGUCAGGAUUUUUAUCAUUUGUGACUUUAGUUUUGAAAUACUGUAUGAAUCCUAGCAUACAUCUACGUUUAAGAGCAAAGAAAACAUGGGAGAGCUUAGAAACGCUGCCUUUUCAGUUGCUGGAGAAGCGCUGCCAUGGAAACUAAACAGAUCUGAACCUGAGUGUUCUCAUGUUCAUUUUGUGUUAUUCUUUUUUGUUCAUUUUAAAGUGGUUGAGGGCAGGAAAUAUCUAUUUUUUUAGCAAUUCAUUAAAUUUUAAGUUUUUGUUUACCUUUGUUUUUUCAGUGCAUUUUUUUCUACGUUUUCAGUACAGUCACAUGUUCCUUGCUGUUCUGGUACCUGAAAUGUUUUUUGGACGUAUUAUUCUUUCAUUCUCGUGAAAUUGUGGCUAUAAUGGCAGUGUGGAUCUAUCGACUCACCUUUGUGAUGUUAAAAUAUGCUAAACGAGAGCAUACAUGUGGCAUUCUGACAAGGACUUGAUAUGUGAACUUAAAAUCUGAACCUUUGUGCAAAAGAAAAUACCCUACAUAAAUUAACAUGCUGCAUGCAACCAGGCUUUUUGUGAUCACGUGUUUAAAAAAAAAAAAAUGCCUUUAGAUGCGGUUUAGAGAUUGCUCUCAAGGAAUAAUUCACAGAAUGGGAUGUGUAAGUUUAACUAACACUUUGCACAGAUAUGGGGGCCAUUUGACCACAGCCUGGCUCUGAUUCCAUCAGUGUUAAACUUCUUCAUUGGCUGGUACGGACCACUGUGCUUUGUGGUGUCGUUUCCCUCUGCAGAUCAGCAAAAUACACGUUCAGUCAGACUCUAGAUAAUGCACAUAAUUCCUGUCAGGGUAACUGAAAGUGUUUGUAUAAAAAUAUUCCCUCAUGUGAGAAAAGACAUAUGAGGCCAUUUACCUGAAUUGUAAAAAAAAAAAGAAAAGAUUCUUAUGUUUUUCUGCUCUGUAAUUAAAUUCAAACAUAUCUCUUUUUUUUUUUUUUUUUGGCUAGAGGAAUAUAAUGGUUUAUGGAAAGUAAAGUUCUACACAUAAUGUGUAAUGAUCAUGGUUUCGAUGCAUUGUGGUCCAGUUCAGACCAUCCGAAGGCAUUCAGGGAAACAGCUGAAACAAAAAAUUAGAGCUUCAUUGUCUGUUUCAGUGAUUAAACUCAGAACAAAACUGGAAUGUGCAUUUGGUGUGCUUUUUUUUUUUUUUUUCUGAAAAUACUAGACGAUGCACUGUAGUACAUCUGAGCCAAAUCUUUAUAGUUUUCUAUUGUCAGGUGUACAGUUUCUGUAUUCUACUUCAGUCAUUAUUAUAGCAAGGCAAAAAUAAUAAAAAGCAUAUAUACUG
This is a messenger RNA of Cyprinodon tularosa, 3814 nucleotides long. Its product is annotated as ubiquitin carboxyl-terminal hydrolase 22. The record is from RefSeq and is a predicted model, not a curated record. Bases 352 to 1920 code for a protein of 522 amino acids. The transcript has 14 exons. NCBI's taxonomy places the organism in Eukaryota, Metazoa, Chordata, Actinopteri, Cyprinodontiformes, Cyprinodontidae. Gene Ontology annotation, biological process: protein deubiquitination. Gene Ontology annotation, molecular function: zinc ion binding; cysteine-type deubiquitinase activity.